Molecule: messenger RNA, 1950 nt
Organism: Arxiozyma heterogenica
Lineage: Eukaryota; Fungi; Ascomycota; Saccharomycetes; Saccharomycetales; Saccharomycetaceae
Gene: ATP25
Product: Atp25p
Exons: 1
Coding region: 1-1950 (649 amino acids)
Biological process (GO): mRNA stabilization; mitochondrial gene expression
Cellular component (GO): mitochondrion
Source: RefSeq, a predicted model, not a curated record
AUGUUUAUACUUAGAUCAAAUAUACAAAAAAGAUUACUACUAAAUAAAAACGUUUCAUUUAUACCUCAAUAUAAUGAAAGAGUAAUUACAUUAGUAAAUAAUAGUUUUAUAUCCACACUUCCCCAAUCUCAUUUAUAUUAUUCUGCUAAGAUCAACAAUGAACAAUCUUUAGGAAAUAAUGAACAGAUCAAUAGUAAUGAUCCAAUUUUAAAUACUACAUCAUAUGAACCGUGGUACCUCAGAUUAGGUGCAAAUCAAAGACAAAAUUUAAAAUUACAAGAAAACUAUAUCAAAGAAAUUAUACAAUACCCAGAAGAUUUUAUUCCAUCAAAAUCUUUAACAGAAAUAUCUGAUUUUUUAGUUGAUAAAUUAGGUUUAUCAAAUGUUAUUGUCUUUGAUUUAUCAAAAUCAUCUUUUGAAGAUGAGAAUUAUACUAACCCAAUAUAUGGUAAGAUAGGAAAAAUUGUUAUACUUUCUACUGCUCUAUCAGUGAAACAUUGUCAUAACAGCUAUAUUGAAUUAAACCAACUUUUAAAAGGAAAAUUUAAUGUAUUUUCUACAGUCGAGGGAAAAUUAAAUAACAAUGAAUUGAAAAGGGUCGAGAAAAGAUUUAAAAGAAAAAAUAUUAAAAAUAAGCAAGGUCUUAUUAACGAUAUAUUCAAUAUUAAUGAAAGUUGGUAUAUGAUAGAUUGCAAAAUUGAAGGAAUUAUAGUUAAUAUAAUGACAAAGAGAAAGAGAUUAGCUCUAAACCUAGAAGAAUUAUAUUGUCCUAUAAAUGAAAAAAAUAAAUAUAGAAAUCAAAUUGGUAGUCAAAAUUCAAACUCAUCCAUCGAGAAUGAUGAUUUAUUACAUAAUGUAAGUCCUAAUCAAAAUAUUCUAGCUGGAUUGAAAAGGCUAGCUCAUCAAAGAAGAAAUUACUCCACUAUACUCGAUAAACAAGCAAAAAAUUAUUCAAUUAAAAGUAACAACAGCAAAAAUAUCAGUGUAAAUCCAAAUCCUACAGUUUUCUUAGAAAAAAUAAAGUCUUCUAUAAAAAAUUUGAACUCUGAAACUAAUCAACAACUAUCACAACAAUAUUAUACUUCCACUUUAGAAGUGAUGGAUCAAAUAAUUGACUAUUUAAAACAAAGUCCUGUGAACAAAACAAAAAGAAUAAUUAUAAAAGAAUGGAAAGAAAGUUUUGAUUUAUUAUGGCCUUUAAUAUUACCAAUCGAUAACAAUGAAAAAUUCUGGCAUAAAAGGUUCGAAUUUUUAUCAUUAUUAAAUAUGAUCAAUCCAAGACAAUACCAAACAUCAAGAUUUAUUAAAGAUUAUUUUAUUUUGAAAAAGCUAACAAAUCAUUCAUUAACUCGUGACGAACUACUUGAAUUUUUAAAGUUGAAUAUUACAGAUAUUGGGAUGAACAAUGGCAAAGGGUUAUUGACAUGUAAUAAUACAAUAUCACAAGUUCUACCACUAUAUGAUGAUACUACUUUGCAAAUAUCUACGGAUCCAGAACUUGUUAAUCUAUUCUUGCAAACAUUAGUGAAUAACACUGCAAAUAAAUUGAAUAGCUUAUAUUCUUUCGUUGAAUACAUCCUAACACAUACAAAUAACCAGCCCCAAUAUGAUAUUAUUGUAGCCAUAUUGAGAAGUUUAGCGCAAGCUAAACAUUGGCAUGCAUAUUUCAAUUUCUGGGAGAAUAAACUUCAUAAUAUCACUAUUGGAAAUGACUAUAGACCAUGGGAACAGUUCAUUCAAUAUCUAGUAGAGAGCAAAGAUCAAAAUUUAAUGUAUCAAUUAAUUAAAGAUGAUCAUCUUUUAUGGUUGAAAAGAUAUCAAGUUCCCAUCACACCAGGAAUAAGAUACCAAAUCACCACUUUAUUUGAUAUCUUGGAUCCUCAAAGGGAACAAUUCAAAGAAUUAGAAUCUUUGUUGUUAGAUAUGCAACAUAGCAAAAUUUUACUUUAA